Molecule: messenger RNA, 468 nt
Organism: Humulus lupulus (European hop)
Lineage: Eukaryota; Viridiplantae; Streptophyta; Magnoliopsida; Rosales; Cannabaceae
Product: alpha,alpha-trehalose-phosphate synthase [UDP-forming] 1-like
Exons: 4
Coding region: 25-408 (127 amino acids)
Biological process (GO): trehalose biosynthetic process
Cellular component (GO): cytosol
Molecular function (GO): catalytic activity
Source: RefSeq, a predicted model, not a curated record
CUUGUUACUUCUCUUAGAGAUGGAAUGAAUCUUGUGAGUUAUGAGUUUGUUGCUUGCCAAGCAUCCAAGAAAGGAGUCCUCAUUCUGAGUGAGUUUGCAGGUGCAACACAAUCGCUCGGUGCUGGUGCUAUUUUAGUAAAUCCAUGGAAUAUCACAGAAGUUGCUGCUUCCAUUGCUUAUGCUUUGAAUAUGCCAGCUGAUGAAAGAGAAAAGAGACACCAGCAUAAUUCCAUGCAUGUAACAACUCAUACAUCUCAAGAAUGGGCUGCAACCUUUGUUAGUGAACUUAAUGAUACUAUUGUGGAAGCUCAACUGAGGACUAGGCAAGUUCCACCUCUACUUCCUAUGAAAGAAGCCGUUGAUCACUAUUUGGAAUCCAAUAAUAGAUUGCUUAUACUGAAGGAAUAACAAAUAUACUGGUAGAAAUGAAUGUUAUAGCACCACAUGCUUUUGUUUCAUAAGUUUGGU